This is a messenger RNA of Triticum turgidum subsp. durum (durum wheat), 837 nucleotides long. NCBI's taxonomy places the organism in Eukaryota, Viridiplantae, Streptophyta, Magnoliopsida, Poales, Poaceae. The record is from the annotation of a GenBank genome assembly.
AUGUCCGACAUCAGGUACGUGCACCAUACGGCUGACGAGAGCGCGCGCAAGGUCCAGAUCCGCACCCCCUUCUAUGAUGUAUCCUUCCGAACAUACCUUGAAUUCUCAGAUCACUUCCGCUUCGCCAUUCAUGCCCCGCCCGGUUCUUUGUCAGCAAGCACAGACGACAUGAUGAUCAUCAUGUUCCACCGCUGCUUGCUGGAACGAGAGAGCAUAGUGGUCUGCCGGCCGGGAGACGCGGCCUGGACGAAGCUGCCAAAACGCCCGUCUUCUCGCUUCGACUAUUUCAUCGAUGUAACCUCUUUUCAGGGCAAGAUUUAUGGCUUGGAAUCUAAUGGUGCCACAUUGGUGUUUGACGCAACCACACUCGAGUUCCUCUGCUCGAUUGAUGCGCCACAGUCGACGUCCAAGCUUUACUCCAUGAUAUAUUGGCCUUACAAACAUGAUGAUCCUGUCGAUUUCGACUACUUCCAUCUCGUUGCAUUGCCAAGCAAACUACUUUUGGUCGUUCUAAGCGUGAAAUCACUUGAGCCAGCAGGUUUUGCCUUCUUUGAGUUAACGUCUGGAUCUAGGGAUGGCCAGCUCUCCUGGCGUAAGGUAACAGGAGAUGGAAUCGGUGGCAACUACGAUGUGUUCAUGGAUUGCCACCAUGCGACCUUUAGCGACAAUAAUGGUGUUGGAACCGGAGCUCGGAUAUAUUAUGUUCUUCACCGGACGUGGCAUCCCAAAGCAUCGGCGUACUACUAUGAGAUGCAUGACGGCAAGAUGGAGUGCCUGUACAUAUCACUAGACGAUAAUCGUGAAUACUCAACUAAGCCUAGUUGGUUUGUUCCCUAG